AUGACUUGUGAAAAUAGUGUUAACACGAUCCAUAUAAUUGUUCGAAACGAAUCUUUUGAAUUAUCAUCCUCUCUUUUUUGUCAAUUUCUGGAAUAUUCAUCAUAUUCCGAUUUAAAUGAUGCUAAACUAAAUAAUCAACAUCACAUACAUCUAAAUAUCGACCCAUACAUUUUUCAAGCCUAUCUAAUUUACAUCCAAUCUGGCUGUUUUAUUCGACCUGAUCAUUUAGCUCAAGAAGAUUUAAUUAAUGGAUUGCGAAUAUGUGGUGCACCUUCCAAUUUAGUUGAAUACUAUGAACAUCGUGAUCUAACAUUAAGUCUUACUUCACAUGCAUAUUCGUGUCGGCCUAUUCGUACAAACAUAAGAAGCCGACAAAAAUGGUUCAAUCUAUUUAUUUUAAGCGGAUUUUUUAUUGCUGGAUGUUGUUUAACUAUUGAUUUGUAUCGGCAAAUGUUAAUAUUAAACAAAAAUUAUUAUGAAGAAACAUCUCAAUACUUAAUUAUUAUGAUAUAUUGUAUUGAUGGUAUUUUAUUUCUAUACUCGUGUUCAUAUGGAAUUUCAAAAUUUGUCUUAACUAACUAUGACAAAAAAGAACUAGGAAAAGAUCCAUAUUUCAUAACUCAUGUAAUUUCAUGUUUGGGCAUUCUAUGCUAUUUUAUUAGUCAACGUCCAAUUACUAAUGUUUAUUUAUCGAAUUGGAAUUCAGUUUGGACACUGAUUCAUCUCUGUCGAACUAUUCGUAUAGCACAAUUAGGUUGUCGUUUAAUUGAUAUUCGAUGGUGUCUAUAUGCUAUUACUAAAUGCUUCUGGAUAUUGUUAGAAACAAUUAUCGGACUUUUUUGGAUUUUAAUUUUUUCAGGUUCUAUGUUAUUCACUAUGGAUAUGAUAGAAAGACAUCAACAAUACAAAAAUAAUUGGUUGACAAUUCUCUCGGUCCAUGAAACUUUAUAUGCAAUAGGCUAUCGAAACGACUCGCCAAAUGGAUUUUUAACACGUCUAUGGACGAUGAUUAGUAUUUAUCUCAUGUCAUCAAUAGUACAAAUACUUUUAUGGUGGUUUCAAACAAAAGUUACGAUUCAAUGGACAAUUUUAUUAGAUAAGAAAAAGUAA
Rotaria socialis is the source of this 1110-nucleotide messenger RNA. The record is from the annotation of a GenBank genome assembly. Lineage: Eukaryota; Metazoa; Rotifera; Eurotatoria; Philodinida; Philodinidae.